GGCUGCUCCGCUCCGUUUCUCCCUUUCCCCUCCGAUCGCGGCGGCAGCUUCCGCGAAAGCCUCCACUAAAAAACCGAGCUCGCCACGCCACGCGCAUCUCCUCCUCCUCAACCUCGAGUCCCGCCACCCGGAGCCCUACUUGCUCCCAGCCUCCCAGCGCUCCCGAUGGGCGCGGUGGCGUCGACGGUGGCGGCGCGGUUCGCGUUCUUCCCGCCGGCCCCACCGUCGUACGGGGUGGAGCCGCCGCCGUCGCCGGCGGCCGCGGCGGCGGACUCGGAGGUGGUGGAGCUCAGUGGGGUGCCCGUGGCGCGGGGCCGCGGCGUGGAGGCGCGCCAGCUGCCCACCAAGCGCGGCACGGAGGUGGUGGCCAUGUACGUGCGCCAGCCCGGGGCGCGACUCACGCUGCUCUACUCCCACGGCAACGCCGCCGACCUGGGCCAGAUGUACGAGCUCUUCCUCGAGCUCAGCACGCACCUCAACGUCAACCUCAUGGGUUACGAUUAUUCUGGGUACGGACAGUCAUCUGGGAAGCCAAGUGAGCAAAAUACUUAUGCUGAUAUAGAAGCUGUUUAUAGGUGUCUUAUAGAAACUUAUGGAGCCUCUGAGGAAAACAUCAUUUUAUAUGGCCAAUCAGUUGGAAGUGGCCCUACUUUGGAUUUAGCAUCCCGUUUAUCUCAUUUGCGAGCAGUUGUACUACAUAGCCCAAUAUCAUCUGGUUUAAGAGUGAUGUAUCCUGUGAAACAUACAUACUGGUUUGACAUAUAUAAGAACAUUGACAAAAUUCCUCUGGUCAAAUGUCCCGUCUUAGUAAUCCAUGGUACAGCUGAUGAGGUUGUUGACUGUUCUCAUGGGAGGACACUGUGGGAGCUAUCUAAAGUGAAGUAUGAGCCUCUGUGGGUCAAAGGGGGAAACCAUUGUAAUUUGGAGCUAUAUCCAGAAUACAUUAAACACCUGAAAAAGUUUGUCACAGCGAUAGAGAAAUCACCACCAGUGAAAGAUGAAUCUCUGGAGAGUUCAGGUCCCUCAGAUCCUAGUGAAACAGGAUCCGAAGGCACGGAGAGCUCAAGGAGAAGCACAGAUAUUAGGGACAAACCGAGGUCAAGCAUUGACCAUAGACCAAGCACGGAUCGACGGGAGAAACCUAGGGGCAGCAUAGACCGGAGAGAUAAAAGCAGAAAAAGUGUGGAUCAACUUGACAAACCACGGGCUAGCAUGGAUCAACCUGACAGGCCACGGAAAAGCAUUGACCGAUUUGGAGGGAUGAUGAGAUCAGUCAAAUUGUGCAAUAUUGACUGUUUCACUGCAGCUUCUGGGAGCUGAAAGUAAGGGAAGGUUAGUACCUGGUAGUCAUCUGUAUGUAUUACAUUUUGUAUACUUUUAUUCACUUGGUGUCUUUAGCGUGACUGGAAAAGGCAUAUUGGUUUGAAUGAGGGUUUGUAUUCUUUUUUUGUUUUCCCUGAAUUGUUUCUUGAAAGGUUUUUGGAAGCCAUUCACUUCCUAACUGAUGGUGAAAAAGUUCGAAGAAAAGCCCAAGGCCAUGGGGGGCACUCCUUUUGCGUAACUGUAAAUAUUUUGUACUAUUGCACUUUUUAUUUCUGUUAAACAGAAACGGCGUUCAUAGAACUUUAUCGAACUUCAAUUGGGAGUUUUGUUUUCCCUGCGUGGUCAAUUACACUAUCCUGACCUGAAAGAGCGUGGUUUUCUGUUACUGCUUUGCAUCAUGUACUACCGUACCAUGGUAAGCAAGCUGCGCAGGGAUCACGCUGACAUGUAUGAUGUAGUGAAGACUUGGAAAACUGACCAUGAAUGAAAGAUUACCUUCCACCUUUA
This is a messenger RNA of Setaria italica (foxtail millet), 1830 nucleotides long. Its product is annotated as protein ABHD17C. The record is from RefSeq and is a predicted model, not a curated record. NCBI's taxonomy places the organism in Eukaryota, Viridiplantae, Streptophyta, Magnoliopsida, Poales, Poaceae. Bases 166 to 1320 code for a protein of 384 amino acids. The transcript is spliced from 6 exons.